AUGGAGUCGGGGGACUCUUGGGGAGAAGGCAAUACACCGUACUUCCUGUGGCGGCUUCUGGUGUCCUGGCACUCGGUGGACUUCGUAAACGAGGCCUACGCCUGGCCUCUCCUCGUCGUAACGUGUUCUUUCAGCUGCCUCUACCCGUUCACCUCGAGCUGCGCGCACACCUUCAGGCACCAUGUUCAAGCCGUAACGCCCGCCACGUCCUGCACUGCCUCGGCUACGGUGGCCGACUGCUCGGGCACAACUAGCAAGCUUACAAAUACGAUUAGCCUGGGCCCUGGUCUACUGCGCUGUAGGACCGGGGGUUUCUCUGCUCCCCGCCAACGCAUUUCUAAUUUCUCCUCCAUAGGAUGUGCCAUCACCUACCGAGCCUAUAUAAUGGCUGACCGCUGGAUCAACAAUGCUCUACACACCUGCUUUGUCCCCGUGGCCGCGUUGAACACCUUGGUUUGUACAACACUCUCCUGUUACUCCAGGUUCCUGGAGGUGGAGCAGCCUCGUCUCAGUAAAACCCUCCGGUUAGUCGCCUUCGCCUAUCCCUUCCUGUUCGACAACUUGCCGCUAUUCCACAGGCUAUUUCUCUGUUGGGGGGGGGGGUGCAGCCACAACGCCUCUGUGCCUACCCACUACUGGCACCUGCUGUUCGCCUUCCUCACCUGCUUCCUCUUCGCCUCUCACCUGCCCGAACGCCUUGCCCCGGGCUGCUUCGAUUACAUCGGCCACAGCCACCAGCUGUUCCACAUCUGUGCGGUGGCGGGGACACACUUCCAGCUGGAGGCCGUGGUCGCGGACAUGGGCUUCCGCCGGUCCUGGCUCCUCGCUCACGCCCCACUGCCGUCGUUCGGGGGGACACUGGGAGUGACGGCGGCCGCGCUGCUCCUCAACCUGCUCCUCAUCGCCGCCUUCAUUGCCGCGCCCUGGCCUGCGCCCCGGGAUCUUCCUCCUUCCUCCUCCGCUCCCUGGCCGGAAGGGUCAAGCCCAAGGCAGAGUGAGAGCGAGGGGUCGAGGCGGCGGGGAAUCACCGGCCCACGUCCACCAGGGGAUGGAGGGUCCGGGAUGUGAACACCGGACAUGUGGCCAGCGGGCACCGGGCAACUGGACACUGGGCAACUGGACAACUGGACAACUGGACUGGACACUGGACAACUGGACACUGGACACUGGACACUGGGCCUCGCCACUGGCACCGCCAGAUGUUGCAACCGGGCAGAUGUGUUGCCGCUCACUCAUCGGUCAGCAGCAACCAAUGAGUGUCCACAUCCGGUCAGCAACAGCUAGUGAGUGUCCACAUCCGGUCAGCAACAGCCAGUGAGAGUUCUCCAGGAGGAAAGGGCAACGAUUGGGCAACGUGGAGCCUGUGCGCUGAUUGGUCGCGCUCCAAUUGAGGGGUAGGAGCAUCUCGAGGGGCCGAAGGGCCUCUUCCAUUUUCCCCCUUCCACUUUGGAACAUCUGUCCCGGUGUCCAAAGGUAACAUUCAGCGAACACAUCUGCUCCCCGUCAGCUCGCCCCCCAAUCUCUCCUCCU
Leucoraja erinaceus (little skate) is the source of this 1530-nucleotide messenger RNA. Its product is annotated as membrane progestin receptor delta-like. Gene Ontology annotation, molecular function: signaling receptor activity. Gene Ontology annotation, cellular component: membrane. NCBI's taxonomy places the organism in Eukaryota, Metazoa, Chordata, Chondrichthyes, Rajiformes, Rajidae. The record is from RefSeq and is a predicted model, not a curated record.